Apaloderma vittatum (bar-tailed trogon) is the source of this 348-nucleotide messenger RNA. RefSeq names its product CD47 molecule (gene CD47). Gene Ontology annotation, cellular component: extracellular exosome; plasma membrane. The annotation marks the transcript as partial. Gene Ontology annotation, biological process: positive regulation of inflammatory response; positive regulation of cell-cell adhesion; positive regulation of phagocytosis. The transcript has a single exon. The record is from RefSeq and is a predicted model, not a curated record. Lineage: Eukaryota; Metazoa; Chordata; Aves; Trogoniformes; Trogonidae. Gene Ontology annotation, molecular function: thrombospondin receptor activity.
GUUUUGCCCAGUUGAUACUUAGUUCGACAGAUGUUGAAAAAAAUGUCUGUGAUAAAACUGUCAUUUUACCUUGCAAUGUGACUAAUCUAAAGGAGAACAACAUAAAUGUUAUGUUUGUUACGUGGAAAAGACAAGACAAACAAAUUUUUUCUUUUGAUGGAGGAAAACUGGAGUUUUACAGAGAUCCAACGUUUCCAUCAGCUAAUUUAGUAUCUCAGACGGAUUUACCCAAGGGUAUUGCCUCUCUAAUACUUAACAGUGCAGAAGCAGAGGCUGGAAAUUACACUUGUGAAGUAACAGAAUCAAACAGAGAAGGAGUAACAAGACUUGAACUUAGAAACCUUUCAG